UAAAAUUAUAUUAGACAAUGGUUCAGCUUCUAAUUCGUUCAUAAACGAUUACGCUCACGAUAAGAGUAUCGAUCUACAGUUCCAUCGCUCAUUUUCUUCCUUUGAUGAGCUUUAUGAACUUGUUCAUUUUAUCUAAAAGUACUUCCACAUGUUUUCGACUAAAACUACAAAAAAUAGCAAACAAACGCAUGGGUUUAGUUUUUUUUGCAAUUGUGGCAAGCGAUUUGAUUGCUCUCAAUGCUCCAAACCUCAAAAAUGCAGUUGUUGUUUAACUCAAUUGUGUUGAGUGCGAAAUUGCAGAGCAAAACAUGGAAGCAAAAACUCCCAUUGACUUUGGCUGCUCGCUUGCGGUCUAUUGCCUAUUGUCUGGCUUGCUGGAAGCGGCUUGGAGGGCUUCCCAGUUAGGGACCGAUGGCAAUAACAACAACGGUAGGCGGUCGACGGGCGAUAGGGCGGUAAUAUGAGAUGCUUAGGCUUAGGCUGGCUGUCUAACUGACUGGCAGCGCUGUCAGCCAAACUCAACUCAUUUGCAUAGUGUGGCAAUUGCUACAGUUGAGAUCCAACUGCCAAAGCAGUUGGUUGUGCAGAUAAGCGGAGCAGAGUGAGCAUGUCGGAUGAAGAUAGCAGCAAGCAGUUGCUGCUGACUGAGGUGCAGACUACGCGGCCGGUGUCGCAGGAGCUGCAGAUGGUGACAAUACCGCCGGAGAGCAAUACAGUGAACGAGCAGCCCAGCUGGGAUAACACACCGAAGCUGUCGAAGCGCAACAGCUCGGAGCGCAGUCUACCGCUAAGAAGCUACAACAAAUGGGCGCCCACAGAGCAUGGCGCUACGCUGGUCUGGCGUGAUCUUUGUGUCUACACCAAUGUGGGGUCCGGCAAGCAUAUGAAGCGCAUUAUUAACAACUCCACGGGCGCUGUUCAACCCGGUUCACUGAUGGCCCUAAUGGGCGCAAGUGGCUCUGGCAAGACAACGCUAAUGUCAACGCUCGCCUAUCGUCAGCCAGCGGGCACUGUCGUCCAAGGUGAUAUUCUGAUAAACGGCAGGCGAGUGGGUCCAUUCAUGCAUCGCAUUAGCGGCUAUGUCUAUCAAGAUGAUUUAUUCAUUGGCGCGCUAACAGUGCUGGAGCACUUGAACUUUAUGGCGCAUCUGCGUCUGGAUCGACGUGUGUCCGCCGAGGAGCGUCGCUUGAUUUCAAGCAGCUUGCUCGAGCGCACGGGCUUGCUGAGUGCUUCGCACACGCGCAUAGGCAGCGGCGAUGAUGAGAAGGUCUUAUCUGGCGGAGAACGCAAGCGCUUGGCUUUUGCUGUGGAGCUGCUCAACAAUCCGGUGAUACUCUUCUGCGAUGAGCCCACCACGGGCCUGGACUCAUACAGCGCGCAACAGCUGGUGGCCACGUUGCAUGAGCUAGCGCAAAAGGGCACGACCAUUCUAUGCACCAUACAUCAGCCCAGCUCGCAGCUCUUUGACAACUUUAACAAUGUAAUGCUGUUGGCAGAUGGACGCGUUGCCUUCACAGGCUCACCUCAGCACGCCUUGAGCUUCUUUGCUAAUCAUGGUUACUACUGCCCGGAGGCUUACAAUCCAGCAGACUUCUUAAUCGGCGUGCUGGCCACCGAUCCUGGCUAUGAGCAGGCCUCGCAACGUUCGGCGCAACAUCUAUGCGAUCAGUUUGCUGUCAGCUCGGCGGCCAAGCAGCGUGAUAUGCUUGUUAAUUUGGAAAUUCACAUGGCGCAAACGGGCAACUUUCCCUAUGACACCGAGCUGGAUGCGUUCAGAGGUGUUGCCUGGUAUAAACGCUUCCAUGUGGUCUGGCUGCGUGCUACAUUAACGCUGCUCAGAGAUCCUACAAUACAGUGGAUGCGCUUUGCCCAAAAGAUGGCCAUGGCUUUCAUCAUAGGCGCCUGCUUUGCCGGCACUACAGAGCUGGACCAGCUGGGCGUGCAGGCAGUGCAGGGCGCCAUAUUUAUUAUGAUAUCAGAGAACACCUAUCAUCCCAUGUACUCUGUGCUGAAUGUUUUCCCCCAAGGCUUUCCUUUGUUUAUGCGCGAGACACGUUCCGGCUUGUACUCCACCUUGCAGUACUACGUAGCCAACAUUUUGGCAAUGCUGCCUGGCAUGAUUAUUGAACCCUUGCUCUUUGUGGUCAUCUGUUAUUGGCUUACGGGUUUGCGUGCAACGUUUUAUGCUUUUGCCAUCACAUCCAUUUGUGUGGUGUUGGUUAUGAACGUGGCCACAGCUUGUGGCUGCUUUUUCUCCACCGCAUUCAAUUCAGUGCCGCUGGCUAUGGCGUAUCUGGUGCCGCUUGAUUACAUAUUCAUGAUUACCUCGGGCAUCUUUAUCAAAAUUAGCUCGUUGCCGUUGGCAUUUUACUGGACGCAGUUUCUCAGCUGGAUGCUGUAUGCUAACGAAGCCAUGACCAUUGCCCAAUGGUCUGGUGUGCAAAACAUAACCUGCUUCCAGGAAAGCGCUGAUUUACCUUGCUUCCACACCGGCCAGGAUGUGCUGGACAAGUACAGCUUCGACGAAGCCAACCUCUAUCGCAACUUGUGGGCUAUUCUGGUCAUAUAUUUUGGCUUCCAUACGCUGGCCUAUUAUUUUCUCUGGCGGCGUGCGCAUAAAAUUUAAGUUUUUCUCACGCUGCGGCAGCUGCAAAUAAAUGUAAAGCUCAGGGACCUUAAGUGUGUCCUUGAACUAAAAUGUA
This is a messenger RNA of Drosophila busckii, 2702 nucleotides long. RefSeq names its product protein scarlet (gene st). Gene Ontology annotation, biological process: transmembrane transport. Gene Ontology annotation, molecular function: ATP hydrolysis activity; ATP binding; ABC-type transporter activity. Gene Ontology annotation, cellular component: plasma membrane. Lineage: Eukaryota; Metazoa; Arthropoda; Insecta; Diptera; Drosophilidae. The record is from RefSeq and is a predicted model, not a curated record.